AUGUUACAAUUCAAAUUAGUUUUAUUAGGUGAUUCUUCAGUUGGUAAGUCAUCUAUUGUUUAUAGGUUUGUCAAAGAUUCAUUUGAUGAAUUCAGGGAAAGUACUAUCGGUGCCGCAUUUUUAUCUCAAACGAUUACUUUGGAGGAAAACAACCAAGUAAUUAAAUUUGAGAUAUGGGAUACAGCUGGUCAAGAACGUUAUAAAUCAUUGGCCCCUAUGUACUAUAGAAAUGCAAAUGCAGCAUUGGUAGUGUAUGAUGUUACGGCUCCAGAUUCGCUGAUGAAGGCUAAAAGUUGGAUUGAAGAAUUGAAAAAAAAAGUAGGUAACGAGGAAUUAGUCAUAUGUUUGGUUGGGAAUAAAGUUGACAUAUGUGAAGAAGAUGAUACAAAGAGAAAAAUUGAAUUUGAAGAGGCUAAGGAUUGGGCAAAUGACGAAAAUCUGUUGUUUUAUGAAGUUAGUGCAAAAACAGGUUAUAAUGUAAAAGAAGUUUUCCAAAAGAUUGGUGAACAAUUAUAUGAAUAUAAGAAAGCAGAACAGGCAAAUAAAGGCACCCAAGAUAAUAGCAACAUUACAUCCAACAUUAGAUUACAAGAGCCACAAGCUUCAAACCCUACAUCCUGCUGUUAG
Tetrapisispora phaffii CBS 4417 is the source of this 627-nucleotide messenger RNA. RefSeq names its product Rab family GTPase YPT52 (gene YPT52). The record is from RefSeq and is a predicted model, not a curated record. NCBI's taxonomy places the organism in Eukaryota, Fungi, Ascomycota, Saccharomycetes, Saccharomycetales, Saccharomycetaceae. Bases 1 to 627 code for a protein of 208 amino acids. The transcript has a single exon. Gene Ontology annotation, molecular function: GTPase activity; GTP binding.